Aspergillus sclerotioniger CBS 115572 is the source of this 2445-nucleotide messenger RNA. Its product is annotated as putative sterol o-acyltransferase (APE2). Gene Ontology annotation, molecular function: ergosterol O-acyltransferase activity. The transcript is spliced from 6 exons. The record is from RefSeq and is a predicted model, not a curated record. Bases 474 to 2066 code for a protein of 530 amino acids. NCBI's taxonomy places the organism in Eukaryota, Fungi, Ascomycota, Eurotiomycetes, Eurotiales, Aspergillaceae. Gene Ontology annotation, biological process: ergosterol metabolic process. Gene Ontology annotation, cellular component: endoplasmic reticulum membrane.
AGCGGCUCCCUUAAAGAAGUAUGAUUUCAUUGAACGGAUCAUAUCCAUCAUCCAUGUCCCAUGAACUACUAAAUACUUGCCCCUGCAACCGCCAUUGGCUUUCUUUCCCUCCUUGUUCGUUAGGUGUCACCCGGCUUAUUACAUGCAUGAAUUGCCUCGUACAGCUGAUGCCGUCGCCCCCAUAAGAUCUCCGACCUACCUACGCCUCCAUGCCUGAUUGUCUUGUGCCUGAGCGGAGUUUCGUAUUCGUUUCGUUGGUCGGUCUCUGCACGAGCCAGCCUUAACAGACCACGGUCAUAGUGUCUAUAGGAUCCACAUCAACCCCCCAGCAUAUCCCCCCUUCUUGUCCGUGUCAGCCUUCUGCAUGCGUCAGCUUCUAUCUAUCUAUAAGACGGUUGGAGUACCCCCUGUCCGGUUCCUUGGAUCCAUGUGAACCGGCGAAUACCCCUAUUGUUUUUGUUCCUGUCCACAGCAUGUCUUCGGCCGUUCAACAAGCCAAUGGCUCCCCUUUACUACGUCCCCGUGCUGUCCCGGGGACGAAGAAGCUAGAGGAUUUGACAGCGAUUCCUCCCUUGGAUAAAUUCGAUUCGAGCGGCCGCUCGACUCCGGUCCCUGACGAUGCGCCUCCCUCCGUACAUUCAAUCUCCACGGCGAGAAAACAAGCUCGAGCCCGGACUCGGAUCUUCUAUACAAUUGAUUAUGUUCCUCGGGUAUCUCAUUUCGACCCGAGAAGCGAUUACCGCAAUUUCCGCGGCUUCUAUACCCUGUUUUGGAUUGCCUUGUUUAUAAUGGUCGUUACGACAAUGCUUCGGAAUAUAAAGGAUACGGGCUACCCGUUGAGGAUCAGAGUAUGGAGCCUUUUGUCGGAAAAUGUCUGGUCAAUGGGCUUCAGUGACGUGGCAAUGGUGGUCAGCAGCGCGGUGGUCUUGCCUCUCCACCGCCUCAUAAGGAGAAGCGGUGGAUUGAUGCGCUGGGGAAGGGGUGGUAUGGUUGUGCAGAGCACCCUUGAAGCGGGCUGGGCAAUUCUAUGGAUCAAUUGGCCAUUCAUGCUUCGUUGGACCUGGACGGCCCAGGUCUUCUUCACCCUCCACACAUUGACCAUCCUAAUGAAGAUCCACUCCUACGCAUUCUACAACGGCCAUCUCAGCGAGACAGAGCGUCGACUGGCUUCGCUCGACAAACCGGGAAAAGUGUCAAUGGAAGCACCAGUCCCGUACCCAGACGCAUCUCCCCGCCGACGCUCGGUAGCCCGGCGUUCGAGCCUCCAUGUGCGCUCCGAGUCGAUUUCUGAACUGCGCGAGGACUUGGCCACGGAACUCACCUCGCCAAUGGGCAACGUCACGUACCCUCAGAAUCUCACGAUACUCAACUACAUCGACUUCAUAUGCUGCCCCACCCUCUGCUACGAGCUGGAAUACCCUCGGAGCAAGGACAGACAAUGGAUCGAAAUUGGCCUGAAGACUCUGGCUAUCUUUGGUUGCAUCUUCCUAUUGACAUUGACAAGCGAAGAGUUCAUUCUGCCUGUCCUGACGGAAGCCAACAUUCAAUUGCACAUGGUAUCCAGUGUGACUGAAAAGGCAUUGAUCCUUGCAGAAACCAUCAGCAUGCUCCUGUUCCCUUUCAUGAUCACCUUCCUGCUUGUCUUCCUCGUGAUAUUCGAAUACGUCCUAGGUGCUUUUGCGGGGCUCACCUGCUUCGCUGAUCGGCACUUCUACUCGGACUGGUGGAAUUCAUGCGAUUGGCUCGAAUUUUCGCGCGAAUGGAACAUCCCCGUCCACCACUUCCUCCGCCGCCACGUAUAUUUUCCCUCCCUAUCGAAUUUCUCCAAACCCGUCGCCAUGUUCAUCACUUUCCUGGUCAGUGCCAUCGCGCACGAACUAGUCAUGAGCUGCAUCACCAAGAAGCUCCGCGGCUACGGAUUCCUUGCGAUGAUGCUCCAGCUGCCUAUCGUUGCGGUGCAGAAGUCCAAAUAUGUCCGAGGAAAGACCACUCUCAAUAAUGUAUUCUUCUGGCUAUCUAUGAUAUUCGGACUAUCAUUGAUGUGUGCCCUUUACGUCCUCGUCUGAAAACGACGCGGAAUAACCGGAAGAUCAGCCCUGGAUAUUCCUCCGCACCUUUGUGCUCCGGUUUGUAUCAUACCAUGUUGAAGUACAUUGUUGUACUUGUCGUCCACCACUACAUACUGCCAUAAUUUAUACCCUGGUUGUUUUGGCAUUGUAUAUCCGCGGGUGUCUUUUUGCACCUUAUUUCAUUGGGUCGUUUUCUUGUUUUGUGGGGAUUCUGCAUUAGAGGGGUUAUCAUACUACUACUUGACUACUAUUAUGUUUGUAUACGCACAGGCAUGUAUAGCGCUCGCUAGACCGGGGGGGGGGGUUAGAAUAAACAAAGGGAACAUAUCUAAAAAGAGGGGGAGUUGCAUGCGCCAAGCAGCUACUACUAGAUAGA